This is a messenger RNA of Prionailurus viverrinus (fishing cat), 4445 nucleotides long. It is a transcript of the gene ADAM11, whose product is annotated as ADAM metallopeptidase domain 11. Gene Ontology annotation, molecular function: metalloendopeptidase activity. Lineage: Eukaryota; Metazoa; Chordata; Mammalia; Carnivora; Felidae. The coding region runs from base 30 to 2759 and encodes 909 amino acids. The transcript is spliced from 25 exons. Gene Ontology annotation, biological process: proteolysis. The record is from RefSeq and is a predicted model, not a curated record.
CAGCUCCAAGGGGCACACCAGAGUGGGGGAUGAAGUGUGCUCACCCCAGUCCCAAGUCUCCUGCCCCUCAGUGGGCAUCCGCCUGCAGCUAUGGCCUUGUCUCCUCAGGUCUUGGGACCCGGGGUCCUGUCGGAGCUCUGCACUGGCGGGUCUCACCCCAGCUGGGGAGUCCGGAAGCCCCUGAGGUCACAGAGCCCAGUCGUCUGGUGGGGGAGAGCUCCGGAGGAGAGGUCCGAAAGCAGCAGUUGGACACCAGGGUCCGCCAGGAGCCACCAGGGGGCCCGCCUGUCCACCUGGCCCAGGUGAGUUUCGUCAUCCCAGCCUUCAACUCAAACUUCACUCUGGACCUGGAGCUGAACCAUCACCUCCUCUCCUCACAGUAUGUGGAGCGCCAUUUUAGCCGGGAGGGGACAACCCAGCACAGCACCGGGGCCGGAGACCACUGCUACUACCAGGGGAAGCUACGUGGGAACCCCCACUCCUUUGCCGCCCUCUCCACCUGCCAGGGGCUGCAUGGGGUCUUCUCGGACGGGAACUUCACCUACAUCGUGGAGCCCCGCGAGAUGGCCAGGCCUCAGGAACCCCCCCAGGGACCCCUUCCCCACCUCAUUUACCGGACCCCUCUCCUCCCAGCCCCCCUCGGAUGCAGGGAACCAGGCUGCCUAUUUGCUGCCCCUGCUCAUUCUGCUCCUGUGAACCGGCCGAGGCUGAGAAGGAAAAGGCAGGUCCGCCGGGGCCACCCUACUGUGCACAGUGAGACCAAGUACGUGGAGCUGAUCGUGGUCAAUGACCACCAGCUGUUUGAGCAGAUGCGCCAGUCGGUGGUCCUCACCAGCAACUUUGCCAAGUCCGUUGUGAACCUGGCGGAUGUGAUGUACAAGGAGCAGCUCAAUACCCGCAUCGUGCUGGUUGCCAUGGAAACGUGGGCCGACGGGGACAAGAUCCAGGUGCAGGAUGACCUCCUGGAGACCUUAGCUCGGCUCAUGGUCUAUCGGCGGGAGGGCCUGCCUGAGCCCAGUGAUGCCACCCAUCUCUUCUCGGGCAGAACUUUCCAGAGCACCAGUAGUGGGGCCGCCUACGUGGGGGGCAUCUGCUCGCUAUCCAGGGGUGGGGGUGUGAAUGAGUAUGACAACAUGGGGGCCAUGGCAGUGACCCUGGCCCAAACGCUGGGACAGAACCUGGGCAUGAUGUGGAAUAAACACCGGAGCUCAGCAGGGGACUGCAAAUGCCCGGACAACUGGCUGGGCUGCAUCAUGGAGGACACUGGAUUCUACCUGCCCCGCAAGUUCUCGCGCUGCAGCAUCGACGAAUACAACCAGUUUCUGCAGGAAGGAGGCGGGAGCUGUCUCUUCAACAAGCCUCUCAAGCUCCUGGACCCGCCUGAGUGUGGAAACGGCUUCGUGGAGGCGGGAGAGGAGUGCGACUGUGGCUCGGUGCAGGAGUGCAGCCGUGCGGGCGGGAAUUGCUGCAAGAAAUGCACCCUGACUCACGACGCCAUGUGCAGCGACGGGCUCUGCUGUCGCCGCUGCAAGUACGAGCCGCGGGGUGUGUCCUGUCGAGAGGCGGUGAACGAGUGCGACAUCGCGGAGACCUGCACCGGGGACUCGAGCCAGUGUCCCCCUAACCUGCACAAGCUGGAUGGUUACUACUGCGAUCACGAACAGGGCCGCUGCUAUGGAGGUCGCUGCAAAACCCGGGACCGGCAGUGCCAAGCCCUUUGGGGCCACGCGGCUGCUGAUCGCUUCUGCUAUGAGAAGCUGAACGUGGAGGGGACAGAGCGUGGGAACUGUGGACGCAAGGGGUCAGGCUGGGUCCAGUGCAAUAAACAGGAUGUGCUCUGUGGCUUCCUCCUCUGUGUGAACAUCUCUGGAGCUCCUCGACUGGGAGAUCUAGGGGGGGACAUCAACAGUGUCACCUUCUACCACCAGGGCAAGGAGCUGGACUGCAGGUCUGCAGCAACGAAGGGAAGUGCAUCUGUCAGCCCGACUGGACAGGAAAAGACUGCAGCAUUCACAACCCCCUGCCCACGUCUCCACCCACGGGGGAGACGGAGAGAUAUAAGGGUCCCAGCGGUACCAACAUCAUCAUCGGCUCCAUCGCGGGGGCUGUCCUGGUUGCAGCCAUCGUCCUGGGCGGCACGGGCUGGGGAUUUAAAAACAUCCGCCGGGGAAGGUACGACCCGACCCAGCAGGGGGCAGUGUGACGCCGGCCACGUCAUCCCUCCCGCUGUGCCUGUCUCCUCCAUCUCAUUCGUCACCUCACAUUCUGUCGAUGGGGGAGCCAGGGGCUGCUGUCACUGCUGUCACUACAGGGGUCCGGAGGGGCCUAAGUGCCACCCCCUCCCUCCGAGCCUGGCGCCCACCGUCUCCGCCCUGAACCACGAGGCUGCCCCCGCCCAGCCACGGAGGGAGGCACCAUGCAAAUGUCUUCCAGGCCCAAGCCCUUCAACUCCUGGUUCCAUGGGGGUUUGGGGGGGGGGGGGGGGGUGUGGCCUCGCCCUUCACAUCACCAGGGUGGACCAGGCCUGGGGCCUUUCCCUCAUGGUCCCUCACCCCACCUCAUGCGGCUUUGGCCUUGUACACCAACUCUCCCUGUGUGAAUGUAGCUUCCAUCAUCACGGACUGCCGCAGCUCAAGGUGGGAGGGGGGGCUAGAGGGAUGCCCUCCCCCCAGUGGGCACGGCCUGGGAAGGCCCUUCCUCAAAACCAGGCAGCUGGGACCAGGGUUUUAGCUCUCUGGGACUUAGGGGGAGGGGGCUGACAUCUACACUUUUUUUUAACUGAAUCUUAACUGAUGAAUGUAACUUUGGGGGUGCUGGGGCGAGGGAAGUUGGGAUAUUUUGACAUUUCCAGGAGGGACCAGAGGAACCGAGGCCUGGCCCUUCCCUGGGGCCCUUUCCCUGGAUGAUCACACCUGGAAUCCUCUCAUUGAACAUAGCUGUCCCCAAGCCAUGCAGGGGUAGGGCGUCCUUGCUUGCCCCUCGGCCCAGCCCUGCGGAGCUUGGAGAGCAGAAUGAGCGCUGAUUCAAACCAAAGCUGCCUGUUCUGUGCCCAAGGCCUAAGUCAUGGGUGCGGCGACCACAUGUCCCAGAUUGUCUACAAUUUCAAAGUGACCAUCCUGCUGUCCCUGCCAGGACGCAUGUAUUUGGGGGUCUAGAAAAUACAGUCCCUGAACUAAAAAGGCACCUUCCCCCUUUCAAGAAGGGUGAUUCCGGGGCUGACUCAGGGUUUAGGUGCCCCCACCCCCCACCCCCCCUUGUGGCCUAGAGGUCCCAGGCUGGGCCAUCUCCCCAGGGAGGAUUCUCCCAAGCAGGAAAAGCCAGGGGUGGCCCUGUGACUGGAGGGUGAGGGCUUUUGCCCGCAAUGUACAAGAGGAGGUGAGAAAAGGCAGGUCUCCUAUAUGAUCCUCAGCUUCUAGAAAAGUCCUCAAGGCCCUGUCAAACUCAUUCUGCUCCUUACCCCCAUUCCAGGGCUGAGUAGUAAGUUUACAGUUGUUCUCCCCAUUACGUCCUCCGAUUCCCACUGCAGCCGAGCCUGAGAGGCCGAGGCUGGGCGGGAUUCCUCAGCCCUCCCAUGAACUCAGUCCUGCCCAUGCAUGGCCUUCCCUCAAGACCCAUGGGACAGUGAAGCCUUGGCUCGACUGCUAAAAACCAGCUGGCAAGGGCAAGAUGGGGAUCAAGCUACCUUAUGGGAUGAAAGCCACAAAUGAGCAGAGCCCCUCUCCCCAGGAAUACCCCACCCAGACACAGCAGGGGUUUCUGAACACCCCAGGGCCUUUGAGCUGUUAUAGUCCCUCUGUUUCUGGGACAUCUGUGAGGAGGAAAUGGCUCCCUGUGUAUCUGCACCACCCCUCAGGGCAAACUGGGGACUGAGACCCAUUGACACCCUUUUGGGUGGCCGGAUGUGGCUACGGUGGGGUCCUCAAUACUGCGGUCCAGCUGGCACUGCCCAAGACAAGGGGGAGCGGGGCACCCUCUGGCCAGUCCUGCUCCACCAGCCCCACAAGCAGGAGGGGAAGGGCUGGGGUUUGCACCGCUGCUGCCGUACCGGUACCGGAAGACACUCUGGUGGUACGCGUGUGCACACAGCCGGCGAUGCAUCUGGCACAAGCAUUUGGAUCCACAUCUCUGCACAAGUGUGAAUACCUCUACACACGCAGACAUGCCUGUGUGUGCACACACACGGGAGUGGGCGUGGGGAUGUGGAGGACUCAAGACCUCCUGCGACCAGUCCACCUGGCUCCCAGCCGCCUGCAUCCUCCCGCCCCACCCGGGCCGGGCCCACCCCGGCAGCACCCAGGGAGGAGUGGAGGCUGCCCUGGUCUGGGCCUGGAACUGGCUCCAUACAGCAUCCUGUAAAUAUGUCAUCUGGGGCUCGGGGUGGGGAGGCAGGGACAGGAACAUCAAUUAAAGAUCAUGUCCUGGGGCUUCCAUGGAGCUCACACCAA